This is a messenger RNA of Xenopus laevis (African clawed frog), 4998 nucleotides long. RefSeq names its product alpha-2-macroglobulin-like protein 1 (gene a2mb.L). The record is from RefSeq and is a predicted model, not a curated record. Bases 277 to 4692 code for a protein of 1471 amino acids. The transcript has 36 exons. Lineage: Eukaryota; Metazoa; Chordata; Amphibia; Anura; Pipidae.
GUUCUCAGUAAAGGAGAACAGGGGAAGGGAGAAAGGUUGGAAUGGAAACAGCAUCACAAUGAAUUAAUAGAGAAAACACAAGUACCAAUUGGGAGAUAGCAGAAAUAAGGCAUUGGCAAGGAAGGGAGAGGUGGCAACAUUUAAGAUUAAAAACACAGAUUAUUAUGGAGGAAAAGACACAGAAAUCCCAGCUAUAUCUUUAGAGAGUCACCUGGCAAUACCGGAGGAGUGAUUGUCCUGUAGCUACUGAAUAACUUCUUCUGGACUUUUCACAAGAUGUUCUCUCUGAUACUCUUCUCCUGCUUUUUGAUUUGGCAAGUACUUGCACAGACUUCAUUACCGUAUUAUAUACUGCUGGUGCCUGCUGAAGUUCAUUAUCCCUCUACGGAGAGAGCAUGUGUGCAUGUGAGUGGAGCAAUGGAGAAUCUGACUCUUACAAUUACCCUACAGACAGAGAGUCGAGACACAUUCCUAUACCAACAUCAACUAACAGAGUCCAGCCUCAUACAGUGUUUCUCCUUUCAGACGCCUCCUCCAGUAGGCGGCACAGAAGAAGUGGCCACAAUUCAUAUAUCACUGAUGGGACAAAUCAUAGAAAUAACAGAGAAUAAGCAAAUCUUAAUCCGAACUGUUGCCAUAGCGACCAUCAUCCAAACCAGUCAACCCAUUUACAAGCCAGGUCAAACAGUGGAAAUCCGGAUCCUAAGUUUUGACAGGGAAUUCCGGGCUGUAAAUGACAAGUGUCCACUCGUUGAGUUAAAGGAUCCUAAUGGGAAUCGGAUUGGGCAGUGGUUAAAUCUUACCCCUCAUCAAGGCUUCAUAGAUCUGUCCUUCUCUCUGGCUCCUGAGGCAGCUCAAGGAACAUACAGUAUCCAUUCUCCAAAUGGCCACCAGACAUUCCAUGUGUUGGAAUUCACGAUACCUAAAUUUGAAGUUGUUAUAUUGCUUCCUUCCAUUGUGACUCUUCUGGAUGAGGCAUUUCAGUUGAAGGUGUGCGGCAGAUACACCUUUGGGAAGCCUGUUCAGGGUGAUAUCAGCGUCAGGCUAUGUCGACGUGCGGUGAAAUAUCAUUGGUUCCCUUAUGCACGUCCACAAGAUUUGUGCACUGUAUACAAUGGCCAGACUGAAAAAAAUGGCUGUAUGAAAUGGGACAUACGAACAGAUAUCUUCAACCUGCGCUCUUACGACUACCAGCUGAACUUUGAAGCCAAAGCUUCUCUUGUAGAGCAUGAGACGGGGGUUCAAAUCAAUGGUACCGAGAGCUGCCGUGUAUCACCUACGAUUGCCAAGGUGACCUUUGAUGGCUUAGAAAUAUCAGAGUCUUAUUACAAGAUUGGCCUCAGAUAUAAGGGAACACUGAAAUUAGAAGGUGCGGAUGGAAAACCUAUGAAGUCCAAAACUCUGUAUCUUGUAGAAGAGUAUAACUUGGUGUCCAUGGAAAGGGUAUAUGAAACAGAUGAAUUUGGCCAGGCUCACUUUACAUUGGAUACAAAGCCCUGGAAUGGAAACACAGUUCGACUGUCCGCCAGAUAUCAGAAGGAAAAUAUGGAAUUUAAACCUGGGGAGCUAAGUCCUUAUUACAAAGAUGCCCAUCAGACCUUGCAGCCAUUUUCUGCCAUUACUAACAGCUUCCUAAAGGUCCAGCCAGUAGAUCAGACCUUGACGUGUGACCAGCAGUACCAAAUAGAGAUUGACUAUCUUAUCCGUGGGAGCGAACUUAGUAGACAACAGGACAAAUUGCAACUGAACUAUGUGGUCAUGGCUAAAGGGGAACUGGCGUUAAAUGGCAAGUUGGAGCUAAAUGUCAGCAGAUACUCCGUUUUGACAGGCACUAUAGAGCUCCCUCUCCUGGUGACAGCUGAUAUCGCCCCAAAGGCACAAAUUCUGGUUUAUGCAAUACUCGCCAACGGCUGGGUAGCAGGUGAUACUGAGGAGUUCAAAGUUGACAAGUGUUUUAAAAACAAGGUAACUGCAGGCUUCUCAGACUAUGAAAAAACCCCUGGAUCAAAUGUUUCCCUACAUCUACAAGCAUCCCCAGGAUCUCUGUGUUCCCUGAAAGUGGUUGAUGAAGGUUUACUCUUCAUGCGGCCUGAAGCUGAGAUCUCGAGUGAUUUGUUGUACAAUUUCAUCUCACUGAGGAAUCAGUAUGGAUAUCCGUAUCGAGUGCGGGAAGAUGACGGCAUCUGUUGGAGGCCAAGACCAUGGUUCUCUAAGCGCUCACUAAGAGGCCACGAGCUCGAAAAAAGGCACACCAAUUGGAUGACUCCAAGGUCUCCUGAUAUGUUUAAACUUAUCAAGAGAAUGGGAUUAAAGAUUCUCACCAACACCAUAGUGAAGCAGCCAAAAGAAUGUAAUUUCUACCCGCCGGUUGCUGCCUUGUCACUUUACGGACACAACUUAUUUGCAGAUAAUCCCUUUUAUCCGCCACCUCCCAUCAUGGUUGAUGACGCAAUGGAUAGUUUCAGCCAAGCAAGUCAGCCAAGCUUGAGCCUUACUGAGGUCACAAAAAAAAUACGAAAAAGUUUUCCAGAAACAUGGACCUGGCAACUUAUACCACUUGGGAAAUCUGGGGAAGCCAAAUUAGAGUUGCAGUUGCCAGACACAAUAACAGAGUGGAAAGCUAUGAUGCUCUGCAUGGGGGAUAUUGGCCUGGGUCUCUCGUCCACAGUCACUCUAAGAGCCUUCCAGCCAUUUUUUAUAUAUUUGACUCUCCCAUACUCAGUGGUCAGGGGAGAGUCAUUCCCCAUUAAAGCCGCUGCCUUCAACUUUUUGAACAGGACUCUAAUGGUAAAUUCCAAACUUAGAGAGUCUCCUGAACUAAAGCUGACAAAGUGCCCGUCCUGCCUCUAUACACAGUGUGUCGCUCCUGGGGAAACCAAAGUCUUUGCUUGGGAAGCAACAGCUCUGGGAUUGGGCUCAGUGCAGGUUGAGAUCAGUGCGGAAGCCAUCCUCACUGGAGAGUUAUGUGGGGGAGAGGUACCAACUGUGCCACAAGAUGGAGCAUGUGAUAUCCUAAUGAGACCGCUGCAAAUUAAGCCGGAAGGAAUGCCCAUUGAGAAAUCACAGAAUUUCCUUCUCUGUGCUGAAGAGAAUCUGUCGUCCCAAACGUUUUCCAUCAGCCUGCCCCAAGAUACGGUGCCGGACUCUGCAAGAGCCGAGAUUUCUAUUGUGGGGGACUUUAUGGGAAAAGCUCUAGACAAUCUAGAGAACCUUCUUGAUCUUCCAACUGGCUGUGGAGAACAGAACAUGGUGAAAUUUGCUCCGAUCAUAUAUGUAUUAAGAUACCUUGAAAACACAAAACAGCUAACGGAUGUUGUGAGAGUAAGGGGGAAUGUCUACCUGGUGCAUGGGUACCAGCAGGAGCUGGGUUUCAAGAGAUAUGAUGGCUCAUUCAGCGCCUUUGGAGAGAAAGAUGAAGAGGGGAACACAUGGCUGACUGCAUUUGUGAUACAGAUGUUUUAUGCAGCCUCCUAUUCCAUCUUUGUGGAUGAGAAACACUUGUAUGAGGCUAUAGCCUGGCUGAAGAACAACCAACUCCCCAGCGGCUGCUUCAUACGCAGAGGGACGCUCUUCAAGUCUUCUUUGCAGGGGGGUGUGAAUGAUGAGACCACAUUGACUGCUUACGUGGCUGCUGCUAUAUUACAGAUAAAGUGGCCUGAGGAGGAUGAAAUGUUGCAGAAAGCACUGCAGUGUCUGAAGAAUUCAAUACCAAAUGUGACCAGUACCUACACCAUGGCCCUUCUGAGCUUUACCUUCACUUUGGCUAAAGACUUCGAAUUGAGGAAUUCACUCUUGAGAAGCCUCUAUGAGAAAGCUACAAUAGCAGGUGAUCAAGUUUACUGGCUUUUAAACCCAACUCCUCCAACCAAAACCUCUCCUUGGGCUCAGCCAAAUUCUCUUGAGGUGCAGGUAGCAUCCUAUGUGAUCCUGUCCCACCUUAUGCUGGAAAACCUCACCAAGAAUGAUAUAUGUAACGCAUCAAAAAUAGCUUCAUGGCUCAGACUACAGCAAACCCCACAUGGAGGCUUUGAAAGCACCCAGGACACAUUGGUGGCACUUCAAGCUCUUUCCCAAUAUGCUGAAAUUUCCUACACUGGGCAAUUGGGAUUAGAAGUGACCGUGCAGUUGGCAGAAGAAGGAGGUGACAAGCACCAGUUCUGGGUAGAUAACACAACCCGAUUCCUCCUGCAGAAGACACAACUUGACAAGGUUCCUGGAAACUACAAUGCGGGGGUGAAGGGUGAAGGCUGCGUAAACCUACAGUUGAUACUAAAAUACAACACAAAACCUGCUGAGAAAAGCAACACCUUUGAAUUGAGACUCAACUCCAGCAGGGACGGUUGCAGGAAUCAAUCCAUAUCCUGUUAUAACCUCACCAUCUGUGUACAGUACAUUGGGCAGCGCCAGAGAACCAACAUGAUACUGAUUCAAGCUGGUUUACUUUCUGGCUUUAGUGCCAUUGAGGAGACCAUAAACAAGCUCGAAAACCACCCCUUGGUAAAGAAGAUUGAAAUCAAAAUGGAUGAAAUAGUGAUUUAUAUAAAUGAGCUCUCCCAUGAAACUCAGUGUUUCUCCUUCCUGGCAAAACAAGAUGUCCCGGUGGAAAAUUUGGCUUCACAGCUGGUGAAGGUGUAUGACUUUUACCAAAGAGAAGAAGAAGCCGAUGCAAUGUACAACCUGUCCAGACUUUAAGAUGGAAGUGUGUUCUUAAGGUGUCCUCAUUCCAGGUUUAUUUGGGAUGAAAGUAUGAUGAAUACCAGCUGGCAUGAAGAGCAAUAACAUGAGACAGGAAGAUUGGCAGGACGGUUGAGGAACUGACUUGUGGAGAAACCUCAAGACAUAUGGAGAGAAGACAAAAAAAUCCAUUCAUUUGAAAGCAAUUUUGUAUUUAGAAAACAAUUAUGAUGAAAUUGUGUAAAUUGCUGUCUUAUAAAAUAGUAAUGUUGACACCAUUAAAACAAGGGUCACAUUGAAGAGAAGCCACAAUGCUGAGUUCCA